This is a messenger RNA of Lemur catta (Ring-tailed lemur), 2279 nucleotides long. RefSeq names its product small nuclear ribonucleoprotein U11/U12 subunit 48 (gene SNRNP48). The record is from RefSeq and is a predicted model, not a curated record. NCBI's taxonomy places the organism in Eukaryota, Metazoa, Chordata, Mammalia, Primates, Lemuridae. The transcript has 9 exons. The coding region runs from base 58 to 1077 and encodes 339 amino acids. Gene Ontology annotation, cellular component: nucleoplasm; cytosol; U12-type spliceosomal complex.
AGCCCGCGCGCGUCGCGGGCAGUUCCGCCGCUUCCUCCGUGGUGGUGGGCUGCGGCUAUGGAGGGCGAGCCGCCUCCUGUGGAGGAGCGGCGGCGGCUGCAGGAGGAGCUGAGCGAGUUCGUGGAGAGCUGCUACCGGACGCUGGAGGAGGUGACGGCGUCCCUGGGCUGGAACCUGGAUAGUCUGGAUCCCGGGGAAGAAGAGGCGGCGGAGGAUGAAGUUGUGAUAUGUCCUUAUGAUUCCAAUCAUCAUAUGCCUAAAAGGUCUUUAGCAAAGCACAUGGUAUCUUGUAAAUUGAGGAAACUGGGCUAUACCAAAGAAGAAGAGAAUGAAAUGUAUAAUCCUGAUUUUUUCUAUGAGAAUGUGAAGAUACCUUCAGUUACUUUGAAUAAGGACUCCCAAUUCCAGAUAAUUAAACAGGCUAGAACCGCAGUUGGAAGAGAUGGUGAUUAUAACAAUCAAAGGAUUUAUUCUUCAUUGCCUGUUGAAGUUCCUCUGAAUCACAAACGGUUUGUUUGUGAUCUAACGCAAGCUGAUCGUCUUGCCCUCUAUGAUUUUGUAAUUGAGGAGACAAAGAAACAGCGCUCUGAUUCUCAAAUCAUUGAAAAUGACAGUGAUCUCUUUGUAGACUUGGCUGCCAAAGUCAAUCAAGAUAAUAGUCGAAAAAGUCCAAAAUCCUACCUUGAAAUCCUAGCAGAAGUGAGAGAUUAUAAAAGAAGACGCCAAUCCUAUAGAGCUAAGAAUGUUCAUAUAACGAAGAAAUCAUAUACUGAGGUGAUUCGGGAUGUAAUAAACGUGCACAUGGAAGAACUCAGUCAUCAUUGGCAAGAAGAGCAGGAAAAAGCAGAGGAUGAUGCCGAAAAGAAUGAAGAAAGGCGAUCAGCUUCUGUAGAUUCACGACAGUCUGCUGGAAGUUAUUUGGAUGCUGAAUGUUCACGGCAUAGAAGGGAUCGGAGUAGGAGCCCACAUAAACGAAAAAGAAAUAAAGAUAAGGAUAAAAACUGUGAGUCGAAAAGAAAGAAAGAGAGGGAUAGAGACAGACAUCAUAGUCAUAAGAGAAGAAAGCAAAAAAUAUAAAUGGAGUAUUUGUGUGUGUAUUAUGCUUAUGCCAUGAUAACCAAUAUGCUAAUAUUUUAAUUGUAAUUGCUUUGCAUAGGAAAAUAUGUUUAUAUGAUCUGUUUAAGUGCUCAUUAUUUUCAAUAAAUACUUAUGAUUCAAACUGUGAGUACACUAUAUGCCCUACAACUUUGUUUUCCAUAUAUUUUAAUAGAUGGUUUACUUCCUCUUUCUGAUUUUGUUUUGUUCUUUUUGCUAAUUUAUGUAUCACACAAUUGUUUAAUUAAAAAAUAGUCAAUACUUAAAGUAUAUAAAUUAUGCAUGAAUACAUUGUCAUUGUGAAAAAUUAAACCUUAGGCUGCAGUCCCUUUACCCAUCCCAGUGACACCUCUUCUUUACCACUACCCCGGUGAAUUGAACUGGGGAAAAGCAAUCGAAACAUCUGAAGGGGAAUAGCCUGGCUAAAUAAAAUAUGGUAUAGUCAUAGGAUAGAUUACUGUAUUGGAAUUAAAAGAAAUAAACUAGACGUAUAUUAACAUGGAUCGAUCUCAGAAACAUCUAAAUGAAAAUAGCAAGUUGUGGAAAGUUAUAUACAAAUUAUAUCUAUGUACAUAAAAAUACUAUACAUUUUCUGUGUCUAUAUAUGUAUAUAAAUUUAUUUUUAAGGGUUCAGAAGAAUCUAUAUCAGACUUCUAACAGCAAUUAGGAGGUAUAGAUGGAAGAGAUUAGGGGUGGGAAACCAUGAUUGGGAGGGUAGUCAAAGGAAACUUUAGCUUUAUCCAUAAUACAUUAAUUCUUUUUAAAUGAGAAGGUAUUCAUGUUUCACAUGUUAAUUGAAAAUAUAUUGUCAUUAUGUAUUUUGUAAAUCAAUUUAGUUACUAUUUAUAUACAUUAAAACGUACCCAUUUUAAGCGUAUAUUUCAUUGGGUUUUGACAGAUUUAUACCCUGGUGUAACCACCAUCACAGUCAAGAUAGAGAAUAUUUCCAUUGCCCCCAAAAGUUCCCUUGUACUCCUUUGCCAGUCAAUUCCUCUAAUGCCAGCCCCAGGCAACCACAAAUCAGAAUUUGUCAUAGAAGAGAGAAAUAAAUGGAAAUUAGGAGUGGGGUAGAAGAAUUAGGGGAAGAUGGAAUAGCAUAGAGAAAGGAAAAGGUCUAAAGGUAUAACUAGAGCUCUUUAAAAUUCAAAUUUUUAAGUAUAGUAUCAAAUGCUGCAAACUAUCCA